AGUCCCGCCGCGAAGAUGCUCAAAGUCACGGUGCCCUCGUGCUCCGCCUCGUCCUGCUCUUCGGUCACCGCCAGUGUGGCCCCGGGGGCCGGGAGCCUCAUCCCGGAUUACUGGAUCGACGGCUCCAACAGGGAUGCUUUGAGCGAUUUCUUCGAGGUGGAGUCGGAGCUGGGACGGGGUGCUACAUCCAUUGUAUACAGAUGCAAACAGAAGGGGACCCAGAAGCCUUAUGCUCUCAAAGUGUUAAAGAAAACAGUGGACAAAAAAAUCGUAAGAACUGAGAUAGGAGUUCUUCUUCGCCUCUCACAUCCAAACAUUAUAAAACUUAAAGAGAUAUUUGAAACCCCUACAGAAAUCAGUCUGGUCCUAGAACUCGUCACAGGGGGAGAGCUGUUUGACAGGAUUGUGGAAAAGGGAUAUUAUAGUGAACGAGAUGCUGCAGAUGCUGUCAAACAAAUCUGGAGGCAGUUGCUAGAGGCCACAGCAUACCUACAUGAAAAUGGGAUUGUCCAUCGUGAUCUCAAACCAGAGAACCUUCUCUAUGCAACUCCAGCCCCAGAUGCACCACUCAAAAUUGCUGAUUUUGGGCUCUCUAAAAUCGUGGAACAUCAAGUGCUCAUGAAGACAGUAUGUGGAACCCCAGGGUACUGCGCACCUGAAAUUCUUAGAGGCUGUGCCUAUGGACCUGAGGUGGACAUGUGGUCUGUAGGAAUAAUCACCUACAUCUUACUUUGUGGAUUUGAACCAUUCUAUGAUGAAAGAGGCGAUCAGUUCAUGUUUAGGAGAAUUCUGAACUGUGAAUAUUACUUUAUCUCCCCCUGGUGGGAUGAAGUAUCUCUAAAUGCCAAGGAUUUGGUCAGAAAAUUAAUUGUGUUGGAUCCUAAGAAAAGGCUGACUACCUUCCAAGCCCUCCAGCACCCGUGGGUCACAGGUAAAGCAGCCAAUUUUGUACACAUGGAUACAGCUCAAAAGAAGCUCCAAGAAUUCAAUGCCCGGCGCAAGCUCAAGGCAGCAGUAAAGGCCGUGGUGGCCUCUUCCCGGUUGGGAAGCGCCAGCAGCAGCCAUGGCAGCAUCCAGGAGAGCCAGAAGGCCAUCCGAGAGCCAUCUCCAACACAAGAUGGCAAUGAAGAUGUCAAAGCUAUUCCGGAAGGAGUGAAAAUGCAAGGAGAUGGGGCCCAAGUGGCAGUUGAGGGGGCAGAGGCUGAGCUGAUGAAGGUGCAGGCCAUAGAGAAAGUUAAAGAUGCGGAAAUAAAUGCUGCUGAGGCCACCAAGAUGGUGCCCGAGGCAUUAGAGGAUGGGAUAAAGGAGGCUGACCCAGAAAUAGAGGAGGGCCUAGUGGAGGAAAAGCUGAAGACUGUUGAGGAAGCAGCAGCCCCCAAAGAAGGGCAAGAAAACCCUGCUUUGGAAUUUGGAGCUCAGCAGAAUGAUGUGAUCCUGCCAGAGUACUAA
Lagenorhynchus albirostris (white-beaked dolphin) is the source of this 1449-nucleotide messenger RNA. It is a transcript of the gene CAMK4, whose product is annotated as calcium/calmodulin dependent protein kinase IV. The record is from RefSeq and is a predicted model, not a curated record. The transcript has 12 exons. The coding region runs from base 16 to 1449 and encodes 477 amino acids. Gene Ontology annotation, biological process: protein phosphorylation. Gene Ontology annotation, molecular function: ATP binding; calmodulin binding; calcium/calmodulin-dependent protein kinase activity. Lineage: Eukaryota; Metazoa; Chordata; Mammalia; Artiodactyla; Delphinidae.